CGCCUCAUUUGAGAUUAUUAUCAAAUUCUAUUGAAGUCAAACGAUGAUGAUACAAACCGAGUGUGUGAAAAUCGACAAUGCCUUGGACAUUUGCUCAACGAUGGAGGACGAUCUGCAAAAGUGUCUGGGGCUUGUGAGGUCGAUGAACCAGAAGUACAAUGCCCCAGGCCGCUACACCAUUUUGAUGGAACCCUUCAGCGAGGAUUGUCCACUGUGCAGAACGGAAUCCACGGAGUGGGACGCCUCCUCCUUGAAAACCAUUGACUCCGAACUCGAUAUGCUGAGCCAACUUUACGGCGCCCGAAGUGCCCAAGAAUUGGACGAGUCCUACGUGGAUGUGCGCUAUAAAUUCAUUAAAUUAAAGCGCGAUCUUGAGGGCAUCAUGACCCACACACAAAGGGUCAUCGAUUGUUCGGAUCGCCAGGAGAGAAUUUCCCAUCAAAUGCUGAAGAGCUCGCAUAAUUACAAAAGAAAAUUGUGCGUUCACUAGGAAUGCAAAUUCCUGGAAAACUAUUUCAUCAAAGUCUAGAAGCGUGUGCAAAUUGCAAAUUGUGUCGACACUUGGCAGCUUUUUAUUAAAAAUUACUGUCACCAUUA
Drosophila ficusphila is the source of this 597-nucleotide messenger RNA. RefSeq lists its product as uncharacterized. The record is from RefSeq and is a predicted model, not a curated record. The transcript has a single exon. Bases 44 to 490 code for a protein of 148 amino acids. NCBI's taxonomy places the organism in Eukaryota, Metazoa, Arthropoda, Insecta, Diptera, Drosophilidae.